Messenger RNA from Ictalurus furcatus (blue catfish), 1367 nucleotides. It is a transcript of the gene mob3a, whose product is annotated as MOB kinase activator 3A. Lineage: Eukaryota; Metazoa; Chordata; Actinopteri; Siluriformes; Ictaluridae. Gene Ontology annotation, cellular component: cytoplasm; nucleus. Gene Ontology annotation, molecular function: protein kinase activator activity. The coding region runs from base 418 to 1068 and encodes 216 amino acids. Gene Ontology annotation, biological process: positive regulation of protein phosphorylation; signal transduction. The transcript is spliced from 4 exons. The record is from RefSeq and is a predicted model, not a curated record.
ACAGUAGAGCUGCGUGACGUCGUCAGGAGAGGAAGUGGACUUUGUUCUUGUGCUCAAACGCUGAGGCGUUUAACAAACUGUAACUCUAUCUAAAGCUUCAGAACUGUCUAUGAAAAGCGGCUGUGCGAGUAAGAACAACCCGACACGAGUCCUUGGGCUGCCAAGAAUGUAGCUUUAGGAGUUGCUGGACAUUUAUUUUUUUUUGUUACAUGAGCUACUGGCGGAUAAAUUAGACUGAUAAAAUUAGCGUCCAAAAGGCGGUAACAUCAAAGCGGAAGUAGAAAGUAUCCGAGGCUGGUCGAAUUUCUCUCUGGAACUGCAAAACAGCUGUCGGUGACUUGAGCGACAACCUUCCCGUUCGCGUUUGUUUUUAUUCACCCCUUAUCCUCUUUCAAUAAACCACACCGUCCCCUCGCCAUGUCUCUGGCCCUGAAGCAAGUCUUCAACAAAGACAGAACGUUCCGGCCCAAGCGCAAGUUCGAGCCAGGCACGCAGCGUUUCGAGCUGCACAAGAAGGCGCAGGCGUCCCUGAACGCAGGUCUGGACCUGAAGCUGGCCGUGCAGCUGCCGCACGGCGAGGACCUCAACGACUGGGUGGCCGUGCACGUGGUGGACUUCUUCAACCGCAUCAACCUGAUCUACGGCACCAUCAGCGACUCGUGCACCGAGCAGACGUGCCCCGUGAUGUCCGGAGGGCCCAAGUACGAGUACCGCUGGCAGGACGAGCACAAGUACAAGAAGCCCACAGCGGUUUCUGCCCCAAAGUACAUGAGCCUGCUGAUGGACUGGAUCGAGGUACAGAUCAACAACGAGCAAAUCUUCCCCACCAAUGUCGGUACACCCUUCCCCAAGGGCUUCAUGCAGGUGGCGAAGAAGAUCCUGUCACGUCUGUUCCGCGUCUUCGUGCACGUCUACAUCCACCACUUCGACCGCGUCAGUCAGAUGGGGGCAGAAGCGCACGUCAACACCUGUUACAAGCAUUUCUACUACUUUGUUACUGAAUUCAACCUCACGGACCACAAGGAGCUGGAGCCACUGAAAGAGAUGACAUCACGGAUGUGUCACUGAGCUGGCGUCCCGAGGUGGUACAUUUCAAACAGAUGGGCCGAACCAACGGUUUAAAAAAAAAAAAAAAAAAAAAAAAAAAAAAAUCGAACCAAAAUUUCCAAAGACUCUAUUUUUAUACACUUUUAACGUACUGUAAUAUUCUAUUUAGCGAGAAGUAUGUUAACAUCCUGAAUUGCUCUCUUUCAUGUGUAGAAAUGUUUUGUUUUUGCUAGAAUUCAGUAUUAGAAAUCCUUUUAUUUUCAAUUUUGAUCCUAAAUCAGUUCUGUAAUUGUUUGCUGUUAUUUUUUUUUCCCCCUGUC